AUGUUAGAACCUCCUACGAAUCUUAUUCAUGAUCCGCCCUCCUACAAUUGCACCCCCCUGUCCAGCCAAUCAGAGAGGCGUGAUUUACUGUCGGCAACAGUUACUGCCAGAAAAUGGACCAUUUUUCUGACCCAUUUUUACUGCCCACGGCAUGCCCUAAGUCGACCUCGGGAGAAUUGGAAGAUUCCAGGACAGAUGACUGGACAGGUCACUGGGUCCAGGCAGGCACGUGCCAAACCAGGCAUCACCAAAUCCCAAAAAUGUUUAUCUUAUGAAUACCCGCUCAAGGGACCUCAUUUGCCGUGGCAACAAGGCGUGGCUGAUGCACCAGCCGUGGAACAGAUGGAAUCCGUUAAAGUCGGCUGUGGACAUCUUCCGAUCGUGCAAUUCGAGGCAGUUGCUUCUUCAAAUGAACGCAUGUGUUUGGAGACUAAUCGCGAAUUAAGAGGCUGA
Molecule: messenger RNA, 453 nt
Organism: Protopolystoma xenopodis
Lineage: Eukaryota; Metazoa; Platyhelminthes; Monogenea; Polystomatidea; Polystomatidae
Source: the annotation of a GenBank genome assembly